AUGAGCGGAAAUACUAGCACUAGCAGCACCGGUGGCGGUGGCGGUGGUGGUAGUGGACCAUGUGGAGCUUGCAAGUUUUUGAGAAGAAAGUGUGUGGCGGAGUGCAUAUUCGCGCCAUAUUUCGACUCCGAGCAAGGAGCCACCCAUUUCGCGGCGGUGCAUAAGGUUUUCGGUGCCAGUAAUGUUACCAAACUCCUUAUGAGUAUUCCGGUUAACAAGCGCCUCGAUGCCGUCAUCACCAUUUGUUAUGAAGCUCAAGCUAGGCUCAGAGAUCCUGUCUAUGGAUGUGUUGCUCAAAUCUUUGCCCUUCAACAACAGGUCUAA
Messenger RNA from Lactuca virosa, 324 nucleotides. The record is from the annotation of a GenBank genome assembly. Lineage: Eukaryota; Viridiplantae; Streptophyta; Magnoliopsida; Asterales; Asteraceae.